Dendroctonus ponderosae (mountain pine beetle) is the source of this 961-nucleotide messenger RNA. RefSeq lists its product as uncharacterized. NCBI's taxonomy places the organism in Eukaryota, Metazoa, Arthropoda, Insecta, Coleoptera, Curculionidae. The record is from RefSeq and is a predicted model, not a curated record.
GUCUGUCCUAUUCAGGCAACAGGGAGGUGUCAAGAAAAACUCACGUUUUGCGGCAAAGCCUGGCCAAAAUGGAGCUGGUGUGCUACAACAUACAAAUCAGAGGAAGCGAAGUUCCCAAACACAUGCUGCUCAGUGUGAUUGAAUCCCAAGAAGCCGACAACAACGACGACGAAGGAUUUUGCAUCUAAGCCACUAAUUGAGGAGUUUAUUUGUGAAUAGAAAAUAUGUUUAAUAGCUUCGCUAGUGGGUGCAAAUUGCGUCAUCGAUCAGCACUGCGCUGGUACCAUUUAAUAUUUUGCGCGCACUUCAAAUCCAUUCGAAAAUUGUAUAAAAGCGAUAAUAAGGAUUUUAGCGGCGAUUGUAAUUUUGUAAACGCUUCGACACUAAUUUGCCGCAUAAAUAAACCACUUGACAGUUUUAUUAUCGAAGAUUCGUUGGAUUUCUGCCAUGUUUGCUCAUUGGAAAGUCGUUCUUUGCCUGGUUUUCGUGCAAGCGUCCCCUGGAUAUUCCAAUGAGUUAUUCGACUUCAUAGAGUGUGACCCGGAAGUUGAUAACGCCCCAAUUUCUCUGGGCAUUCUUCAAUAUGGGGCCUACUUUGAGCAAAAUGUGACUGUGAACAAUCCAUGCGUUUUCGGUUGCCCGAUCACAACCAGACUGGAGUAUCCAGAGUUCGAUCUGCAUUUUAACGUCUCCUCCAGGUUGGUUCAGCUUCCCUCAAUAAUGCGAAUCGAGUCCAGCUACUUGAAUGGCGGAACCUCCAGCGUGGGAUUCUGCAUCGAAAUGGACACCACCAUCACCAACUGAUCAAUCCGAUCUAACUAUGUGAAGUUAUACUUCGUUUGUGAUGUUGAAUAAAACACGUCAAUCACACCUAAUAUUUAUAUAUGAAUCUUUGUUUGUGUUUGUCUAGUGUUCGGAUGUUGUUAACUUAUGGAGCCUUUAAUAUAGACGAUGUUUUUUA